This is a messenger RNA of Laccaria bicolor S238N-H82, 1680 nucleotides long. RefSeq lists its product as uncharacterized. The coding region runs from base 1 to 1680 and encodes 559 amino acids. The record is from RefSeq and is a predicted model, not a curated record. NCBI's taxonomy places the organism in Eukaryota, Fungi, Basidiomycota, Agaricomycetes, Agaricales, Hydnangiaceae. Gene Ontology annotation, cellular component: mitochondrial matrix. Gene Ontology annotation, molecular function: methylisocitrate lyase activity; isocitrate lyase activity. The transcript has 13 exons.
AUGUCCAAUGUCGUGAGGUUUAUUUCAACGGCCCAAGUUGUGCCUGCUCUUCCUGUCCAACCACUUUCCCUUGAUGACGAGACAGCCGUCUUCGAGGCCCGCAAGAGUGAAAUGACAGAGUUUAUAGCUCAACCCAGAUUCGCUGCUAUCAAGAGGCCGUAUUCCCCAGCUUCUGUUGCCUCGAAACAAGGCUCUCUCCCUGUUUUGCCUAUCCCAUCUAGCUUGUUGGCGGACAAGCUCUUUGCUCUACUGACGGCGGCUGCGGAUGCUGGAAAACCAGUACACACUAUGGGUGCCAUUGACCCGGUACAAAUGACCCAGAUGGCACGUCAUCAAGAGGUUGUAUACGUGUCUGGGUGGGCAGCUUCUAGCGUGUUAACUACUGGAAACAACGAAGUCGGGCCGGACUUGGGAGAUUACCCCUACACGACUGUUCCGAAUCAAGUCCAUCGAAUUUUUCGCGCCCAACAAUUACAUGACAAGAAACAUUAUGAUGAGCGAAUGUCAGCAUCACCAGAACAACGCGCAAAAAUGGAGCAGAUAGAUUACCUCAGGCCUAUUAUUGCUGAUGCAGACACAGGACACGGUGGUCUUUCCGCCGUCAUGAAGUUGGUCAAACUCUUUGCGGAAUCUGGCGCUUCUGCAAUCCAUUUAGAAGAUCAGUUACAUGGCGGGAAGAAGUGCGGUCAUUUGGGAGGGAAAGUUCUUGUACCAACCUCAACACAUAUAUCUCGCCUUGUAGCCUCGAGGUUUCAGCUUGACUUGAUGAAAUCCACGAUGCUACUUAUAGCACGCACAGACUCUGAGUCCGGGAAGCUCAUCUCGUCCAAUGUGGAUGUUACGGAUCAUCAAUUUAUUCUGGGUACAACAGCCAAAGGAAGCAAGUCUCUUGCUCAGGUUUUAGGAGAAGCAGAGGCCCAGGGCGCAACGGGGGCACAGGUGGACCAAAUCGAGAAGAAAUGGACUGAGUCUCAUGAAAUGUGCACCUUUGAUCAGGCUGUGGAAACUGCUAUAAAAAAAUCGAAGAUAGUCGAUAAAACUGGUGCCUACAAAAAGUACCUCUCAAUGGUAACAGGAAAGUCCAACAGUGAGGCUCGCGAAGUUGCGGCUGAUAUUCUGGGAGAAAAUGUCUACUGGGAUUGUGACCUACCCCGAACUAGAGAAGGGUUUUACCACUACACAGGAGGGGUGGAGGCCGCAAUCAACCGUACUAUGGCUUUUGCUCCUUACGCGGACCUUCUUUGGUUGGAAACGAAAUCACCGAAUCUUGAACAGGCCAGAUAUUUUGCUCGUAAGAUUAGAGAGAAGUAUCCCGGAAAGUGGUUCGUGUAUAAUCUGAGUCCAAGCUUCAACUGGUCUCAACACGGCUUCACGGACGCCAACCUCAAGGCCUUCGUUUGGGAGCUUGCAAAGGAGGGCUUUGUCCUUCAACUUAUAUCGCUGGCAGGCCUUCACAGUAAUGCGGUGACAACAGCGGAACUCUCUGCCCGGUAUAAGGAGGAUGGCAUGCUUGCGUAUGUCGAGCUGAUCCAACGUAAAGAAAAAGACAUUGGCUGCGAUGUCUUGACACAUCAGAAAUGGAGUGGCGCCAAUUACAUUGACGGCAUUCUGCAAACCGUCUCAUCGGGAUCAUCUAGCACCUCCGCAAUUGGAAAGGACUCGACAGAGCACUCCUUCUAG